Molecule: messenger RNA, 1425 nt
Organism: Ambispora leptoticha
Lineage: Eukaryota; Fungi; Glomeromycota; Glomeromycetes; Archaeosporales; Ambisporaceae
Source: the annotation of a GenBank genome assembly
GAUGGGAAAGUUGAGAAGCAUGAUGGUGGCCAGUUCCUUGAGUUAUCCAGGGACGUUUACUAUCUUCUAGGAAAAGAUGAACAAGGUUCCAAUAUAUCCACUCUGUUCAUCCGUGAAUGUUAUCACCACCUGUGUAAUAUUAUUUUUGAGAAUGAAAAUAUCCGUCGUUGGCGUAUUACUGGCAAUCCGGGAAUUGGGAAAACCUUCUUUGGUUAUUAUCUACUUUAUCUCCUUUCACAACAACGUAAAACAGUUGUAUAUCACAAACUUGACAAUUGUCCGAUUCUCUUCAGUGAGAAAUGCGCUUUCAGUCACGACGUAGACAAUAUCCACGCAUUCAAAGAUUACUUGAGAAAUGAAGAAGUUUGGUAUAUCGUGGAUGGUAGGAAGCCGAUGGAAUAUGCCGCCAAGACAAUUCUCGUCUGUUCGCCCCAGAAACGCCACUACAGUAGCUUUGACAAGCUUGGAACAACUAUUCGGUACAUGCCGGUAUGGUCUUGGGAAGAGAUCGAUACAUGCAGGAUUAAGCUUUUCCGUAAUCUUACUAAAGAAUAUGUUCGGAAAUUAUACAAUAAAUGGGGUGGAAUUCCUCGGUUUACCUUGUUUUAUGCUCUCAAUGAUUCUCAGCAAGAUCUUCUUCAAAGGGCAAUUAAUUCGGUUAACGAUAAUUUGUUAAAUUUUGUUGGUGAGACCACAGAUGAUAAUAGCGCCAGUCAUAAAAUCGUCCAUAUCUGCACGAACAUACCAAAAGGAGAGGAUGAAGGAGAAGAUGAAGGAGAGGAAGGAGGUGAAGGUGUGGAAGAUGUGGAAAUAACUGAAGUAGAAGAUAAUUCUGGAGAGCCAUCUACGUCAAAAUCACCCGCAGUAACUAGACCAGAUAAAAGGAAAGGUGUUAUAGGGAAGAGAAAACCCUUCUAUUCAAUGUCAACUCUAGAGUUUGCGUCCGAUUAUGUUUCUGAAGAGAUAAUGGAUAAACUCAUAAAGAAUUAUAGAGAUCAGUUGGAAAAUUUCGUGAAAGCUAGUUCAUCGAUAAGUGAUUACAGUACACUCCGGGGCGCUAUAUUUGAGCGGAUCGCUCACAGAAAGUUACUAAAAGGAGGAUCGUUUAGGACUCGCCCUUUAUUCGCAUCAACUGUCUCUUGCUUCGGGGUGAAUAAUUCAAAACUAUCAAUACCCAUUCAGAACAAACUGCUGUUCAGUGACAUUAGUGAGAUUGUUCCUAACAUGUAUUGUAUUCCAACUCAAAAGAAUAACGCGUCUUUCGAUGCGUUCGUUUUUCCCGACACAUUCUUCCAGAUGACCGUUUCUGAGAGUCAUCCUAUCAUAAAGAGUGGGUUGGAGAAAUAUAUUAAUAAGAAUGAUAAUUCAGAUAUCAAAUUUUAUUUUGUCUUACCGAAGGAAAUAUAUAACUCUUACCAAGAGCAG